This is a messenger RNA of Cylicocyclus nassatus, 3086 nucleotides long. The record is from the annotation of a GenBank genome assembly. NCBI's taxonomy places the organism in Eukaryota, Metazoa, Nematoda, Chromadorea, Rhabditida, Strongylidae.
GUACAAUGCUCCAGUCAAUAAUCUCUGCGGUCACUGGCGAGAAGUCGGAUCCUAGCGAUCUGCAGCUAGCAAACUACAAGAAAUCAAACAACCCAAAAGUGCUUAACAUGUCGAACGGCUGUCCAAUCUUCGACAAACGAAAUUCUCUUACUGUUGGACCGCGUGGACCUCAACUUAUGGAGGAUAUUGUUUAUUUGGAUGAGAUAACUCAUUUCGAUCGUGAACGUAUUCCAGAGAGAGUCGUGCACGCUAAAGGAGCAGGAGCCCAUGGCUAUUUUGAAGUCACACACGACAUAACCAAAUACUGCAAAGCAGAUUUUUUGAAUAAGAUCGGCAAGCGAACGCCAGUUUUUGUGCGAUUCUCUCCUGUUGCCCUCGAGUCGGGAGCAGCUGACACUUAUAGAGAUUUGCGUGGAUUUGCCAUGAAAUUCUACACAGAGGAAGGCAACUGGGACAUGGUCGCCAACAACACUCCAAUUUUCUUCGUCCGUGAUCCGUUUGAUUUUCCAAACUUCAUUCAUGCUUUGAAGAGAAAUCCACAAACUCAUCUCAGGGAUAUGAACGCAUUAUUUGAUUUCUUGGGCAAUCAUCCGGAAAGCACUCAUCAGGUGUUGUUCCUGAUGUCUGAUCGAGGAACACCUGAUGGAUACCGCCAUAUGCACGGGUACGGUUCGCAUACGUUCAAGCUGAUCAACGCUGCAGAUGAAGCAGUUUGGUGCAAAUUUCACUUUUUGACAGACAACAUCAAGAACCUUACGGCAGGAGAAGCCAGACGUCUAGUCGGAGAAGAUCCUGAUUACUCUCUUCGUGACUUGUACAACGCCAUUGACAAAGGUGAUUACCCAGAAUGGACCCUUUACAUCCAGGUGAUGACAUUGGAGCAGGCUGAUAAUUGGGAAAUGAAUCCGUUUGAUCUCACGAAGGUUUGGCCGCAUGCUGAUUUCCCGAUGAUACCAGUCGGCAAGUUGGUCUUGAACCGAAACGUGGAGAACUACUUUGCCGAGGUUGAGCAAGCUGCCUUUUCUCCAUCCCACCUUGUUCCUGGAAUUGGUUUCUCCCCUGAUAAAAUGCUCCAAGGACGAAUAAUCUCUUACCCAGAUACCCAAUAUCAUCGACUCGGUCCCAACUACAAACAAAUCCCUAUUAAUUGUCCAUAUCGUGCUCGUCCCUCGAAUACCCAACGUGAUGGUCUCAUGACUAUUGCCAGUCAAGGCAACGCCCCAUCUUACUUCCCGGACAGUUUCAAUGGGCAUGUCGAGUAUAAUAAACGUAUAGAGCAUGUGUACAAUUUGCACGGGCAAGUAAAUCGCCAUCCUUUCAAUCCCGAUGACGAUUUUGUACAGCCAAGAGAGCUCUGGCGACGGGUAUUGAAAGAUGAGGAAAAAGCUCGAUUGAUUGAAAAUACUGCCGGAAUGCUGAAAGAUGCCUCAUCAGUCGUCCAAGAAAAGUUCCUGGAGAAUUACCGGAAGGUUGACCCUGCGCUCGCUGAAGGAGUGAAAAAGGCUGUCGCAAAACUAAUUGCCAAUAAGCAAAUGAUCCAGUCGAUUAUCUCUGCGAUCAAAGGCGAAUUGCCGGAUCUUAGCGAUCUACAGCUGGCAGAUUAUAAGAAAGAAAAUAACCCAAAGGCGCUUAACAUGUCGAAUGGCUGCCCAAUAUUCGACAAACGAAAUGCUCUCACCGUUGGAUCAUGUGGACCACAGCUAAUGGAAGAUAUAAUCUAUUUGGAUGAGAUAACUCACUUUGAUCGUGAACGAAUUCCAGAGCGAGUCGUGCAUGCUAAAGGAGCUGGUGCUCAUGGCUACUUCGAAGUUACACACGACAUUACCAAAUACUGUAAAGCAGCCUUCUUGAACAAGAUCGGCAAACAAACACCGGUAUUCGUGCGAUUCUCUCCUGUUGCACUGGAAUCAGGAUCUGCUGACACUGUCAGAGAUUUGCGUGGGUUUGCCAUGAAAUUCUAUACGGAGGAAGGCAACUGGGAUAUGGUCGCUAACAACACUCCAAUCUUUUUUGUUCGUGAUCCACUCGAUUUUCCGAACUUUAUCCAUGCUUUGAAGAGAAAUCCACAGACUCAUCUUAGGGACAUGAAUGCCUUGUUUGAUUUUUGGGCUAAUCAUCCAGAAAGCACUCACCAGGUGCUGUUUCUUAUGUCUGAUCGAGGAACUCCUGAUGGCUAUCGUCAUAUGCACGGAUACGGCUCGCAUGCGUUCAAGCUGAUCAACGCUGACGAUGAAGCAGUUUGGUGCAAAUUCCACUUCUUGACAGACAACAUCAAGAACCUUACGGCAGAAGAAGCCAGGCGUUUAGUCGGACAAGAUCCUGACUACGCUAUUCGUGACUUGUAUAACGCCAUUGCUAAAGGAGAUUAUCCCGAAUGGACCCUUUACAUCCAAGUGAUGACAAUGGAGCAGGCUGAUAAGUGGACGAUGAAUCCAUUUGAUCUAACCAAGAUUUGGCCACAUGCUGAAUAUCCGAUGAUACCCGUUGGCAAAUUGGUCCUGAACCGAAACCCUGAAAACUAUUUUGCCGAGGUAGAACAAGCAGCAUUCGCCCCAUCUCAUCUCGUCCCCGGAAUCGGCUUCUCCCCGGAUAAAAUGCUUCAAGGACGUAUACUCUCAUAUGUAGACACUCAGUAUCAUCGACUUGGUCCCAAUCAUAAACAAAUCCCAAUCAACUGCCCGUAUCGUGCUCGUCCCCAAAACACACAACGUGACGGUCUCAUGACUAUUGAUAGCCAAGGUAACGCCCCAUCCUAUUUCCCGGACAGCUUUAACGGGCAUGUCGAGCACAAGGAAAGAAUUGAACAUGUAUACAAUUUGCAUGGACAAGUAAAUCGUCAUGCUCCAUAUACGGAUGAUGAUUUCGUGCAACCAAGGGAGUUCUGGCAACGGGUAUUGAAAGAUGAUGAAAAGGCUCGAUUGAUUGAAAACACUGCUGGUAUGUUAAAAGAUGCCUCCUCAGUCGUUCAAGAACGCUUCCUCGAGAAUACGUACGCGAAGGUAGACCCUGCUCUGGCUGAAGGAGUGAAGGAGGCAGUCGCAAAGUUAAUUGCCAAUAAGAAGGAAUUAGCUCACUCAAAUGUUUGA